Molecule: messenger RNA, 1902 nt
Organism: Candida tropicalis MYA-3404
Lineage: Eukaryota; Fungi; Ascomycota; Pichiomycetes; Serinales; Debaryomycetaceae
Product: polyadenylate-binding protein
Exons: 1
Coding region: 1-1902 (633 amino acids)
Cellular component (GO): ribonucleoprotein complex
Molecular function (GO): RNA binding
Source: RefSeq, a predicted model, not a curated record
AUGUCUGCUGCUGAAACUAAUCAAAUUCAAGAAUCUUUGGAAAAAUUGAACAUUUCCGAAGAACAACAACAACAACCAGUUGCUGCUACCACUGAACAAUCAGCUGAAGAACAAGGUGAUUCUUCUGGUGUUGCUGAAAACUCCGCUUCUUUGUACGUUGGUGAAUUGAACCCAUCUGUUAACGAAGCUACUUUGUUUGAAAUCUUUUCUCCAAUUGGUCAAGUUUCAUCCAUUAGAGUUUGUCGUGAUGCUGUUUCUAAGAAAUCUUUAGGUUACGCUUACGUCAACUACCACAAAUUCGAAGAUGGUGAAAAAGCCAUUGAAGAAUUGAACUACACCCCAAUCGAAGGUAGACCUUGUCGUAUUAUGUGGUCUCAAAGAGACCCAUCUGCUAGAAGAUCUGGUGAUGGUAACAUUUUCAUCAAGAACUUGCACCCAGCUAUUGACAACAAAGCUUUGCACGAUACUUUCUCCGCUUUCGGUAAGAUUUUGUCUUGUAAAGUUGCUACUGAUGAAUUGGGUCAAUCCAAAUGUUUCGGUUUUGUCCAUUAUGAAACCGCUGAAGCUGCUGAAGCCGCUAUCGAAAACGUCAACGGUAUGUUGUUGAAUGACCGUGAAGUUUUCGUUGGUAAACACAUCUCCAAGAAGGACCGUGAAUCCAAAUUUGAAGAAAUGAAAGCCAACUUCACCAACAUCUACGUCAAGAACAUUGACUUGGCCUACACCGAAGAAGAAUUUGAAAAAUUGUUUGCUCCAUACGGUAAGAUUACUUCUAUCUACUUGGAAAAAGACCAAGAUGGUAAAUCUAAAGGUUUCGGUUUCGUCAACUUUGAAGAACACGAUGCUGCUGUUAAAGCCGUUGAAGAAUUGAACGACAAAGAAAUCAACGGUCAAAAGAUUUACGUUGGUAGAGCCCAAAAGAAGAGAGAAAGAAUGGAAGAAUUGAAGAAACAAUACGAAGCCAUCAGAUUGGAAAAAUUGGCCAAAUACCAAGGUGUUAACUUGUUUGUCAAGAACUUGGAUGACUCUAUUGAUUCUGAAAAAUUAGAAGAAGAAUUCAAACCAUUCGGUACUAUUACUUCUGCUAAAGUUAUGGUUGAUGACGCUGGUAAAUCCAAGGGUUUCGGUUUCGUUUGUUUCACCACUCCAGAAGAAGCCACCAAGGCCAUCACUGAAAUGAACCAAAGAAUGGUUAACAACAAACCAUUGUAUGUUGCUUUGGCUCAACGUAAGGAUGUUAGACGUUCUCAAUUGGAACAACAAAUCCAAGCCAGAAACCAAAUGAGAAUGCAAAACGCUGCUGCUGCCGGUGGUUUGCCAGGUCAAUUUAUGCCACCAAUGUUCUACGGUCAACAAGGUUUCUUCCCACCAAACGGUAGAGGUAAUGCCCCAUUCCCAGGUCCAAACCCACAAAUGAUGAUGAGAGGUAGAGGCCAACCAUUCCCAGAACAAUGGCCAAGACCAGGUCCAAACGGCCAACCAGUUCCAGUCUACGGUAUUCCACCACAAUUCCAACAAGAUUUCAACGGUCAAAAUGUUAGACCACCACAACAACAACAGCAACAACAACCAAGAGGUGGUUACUACCCAAACCGUAACCAAACCAACAAGAGAGACUUGGCUGCCAUUAUUGCUAGUGUUCCUCAAGACCAACAAAAGAGAAUCUUGGGUGAAGAAUUGUACCCAAGAAUUGUUGCUACCGGUAAGGCUCAAGAACCAGAAGCUGCUGGUAAAAUCACUGGUAUGAUGUUGGGAUUGGAAAACCAAGAAAUCUUGGAUUUAUUGGAUGAUGAUGAAUUGUUCAACAACCACUUUGAAGAUGCCUUGACUGCUUUUGAAGAAUACAAGAAAUCUGAAGGUGCUAAUGCUGGUGCUGCUCCUUCCGAAGAACAACAAGCUUAA